AUGGCCUCUGCGAAGUCGGCAGGAGGGGAGAACGCCGGGGGAGCAGCUUCGGAGAACCUUCCAGGACUCAAGGCUGGCAAAGGCGCGGGGGGAGGGGGAUCGCAGAGCGGAAGCGGCACUGGGGGAACGGGCGGAGCUCAUGGGGGAGGGGGAGUGGGAGGGACAGGGGCAGGGGGAGGCGGAGGAGGGCUGGGGGGAAGCGGAACAGGAACCGGCGGGUUUUCCAGCGGAGGCGCUGGUAUUGGGGGGGGCAUCGGCGGAAGCAGCAGCAACACUGGUGGUGGCAUGGGCGGUGGCAGCAUAGGCAGCAUAAGUCCCAUGCCUGGUGGCGGGAAUAUCAAUAGCAUUAGCAAUAGCAGUAUGAGUGGUGGCGGUAAGAUGGCGAAUGGCUUAGGUGGCGCAGGUGGGGGGAGUGGCGGGGGUGGGGGGAGUGGCGCAAGUGGCGCAGGUGCGGGGGCUGGCGGGGGAGGCGGAAGUAGCUCACAAUCGCUUGGCGCGCAGCCGUCGAUGCUAAGCAAUGGCGCGGCGCCGGGGGGGAGCUUCGAGGCGGAGAGAUUAAGGACGUACCGCCAGUGGUUCCACGAGCUGGACGCGCAGCGCAGCGAGUUAAUCUCCUCCGGCACCAAAGGCCCGGUGUUUGGAGGAGCUGGUGAUGCUGGGCACCAAGCUCGGCGCGCUGUGCUCCCUCUCCCCUUCCUAAUCCACUCCAACCGUUCUCAACCCCUCUGUCCUCCUCCCCCAAGGCUAUUGGAGUGCGAGAUUAGGUGUCUGGAGGAGCUGGUGAUGCUGGGCACCAAGCUCGGCGCGCUGUGCUGUUCGCCCAUAGGCGGGGACGCCACCAGGCUCUCUGCCCCCGCCGCCACUGCCAUCCCCGGCAAGCCCCGCCUAGGUGGUGGGGUGGACUCCUGGCCAUCAGAUGAUCCCCUAUCUCCAGUGGACGGCCUAGAUCUCUCGCUGGUCACGGACAUGCUGCUCCUCUCUGCCACCUCACCAUGGACUGUCUACGUGGCAGAUAGGACAAAUUGGCGGCUGUGCUACGUGUCUCCCAGUGUGCGCGCCACGCUAGGGUGGCGCCAGGCAGAGCUGGUGGGGGAGCACGCCUUUGCAGCGUGCCACGCAGACGACCUGCCGCGCAUCCAGCGCAUGAUAGACGACCGCCGCUUGACAGAAGACCGCCGCUUGCUAGACGACCGCCGCUCGCCGCCCCUCUCCCUCACGCCGCCCACCGCCUCUGCCGCUUCUCGUCUCUUCCGGUCCGGGUCGGCGGGGAGUCCGAGAGGGGUGGGCGUGGGGGAUUCGCUGGGUAGCAGCCCGGGCGGCAGUGCGGGCGGCCAGUGCGUCUUUUAUCGGAGGUUGAGACGGAACAGGAGCUACGCGACGGUGCAGGCCACUGGGAGGGCUCUGGGCGCGAGGUGA
Molecule: messenger RNA, 1416 nt
Organism: Closterium sp. Naga37s-1
Lineage: Eukaryota; Viridiplantae; Streptophyta; Zygnematophyceae; Desmidiales; Closteriaceae
Source: the annotation of a GenBank genome assembly